Messenger RNA from Rhinocladiella mackenziei CBS 650.93, 2976 nucleotides. RefSeq lists its product as uncharacterized. NCBI's taxonomy places the organism in Eukaryota, Fungi, Ascomycota, Eurotiomycetes, Chaetothyriales, Herpotrichiellaceae. Gene Ontology annotation, molecular function: protein serine/threonine kinase activity; ATP binding. Gene Ontology annotation, biological process: actin filament organization; protein autophosphorylation; peptidyl-threonine phosphorylation. The coding region runs from base 1 to 2976 and encodes 991 amino acids. The record is from RefSeq and is a predicted model, not a curated record. Gene Ontology annotation, cellular component: cytoplasm. The transcript has a single exon.
AUGGCCGUUUAUGCCUCCCAACUCGGGGCCAAAGGCCCUUUCACCAACAAUGCUCCUCUGCCUACUCACGCGGCGCCGGCGGGAACCUUCAUGCCUGGAACCAAAGUUCAGGUCGGCGACCAUAGAGUCGUCAUUGACCGCUAUCUCUCUGAGGGCGGCUUUGCCCACGUCUAUGUUGUUCAGCUACCGCACCCCGUUGAUGGAAAUCAGAAAGCAGUCUUGAAACGAGUGGCCGUUCCCGACAAGGAGCACCUGGCCAACAUGAGAACGGAAGUCGAGACCAUGAAAAGGCUGCGGGGUCAAAAGCAUAUCGUCAAAUACAUUGAUUCUCACGCUUCGCAAUUGAAGGGCGGUGGCUACGAAGUAUUCUUACUCAUGGAGUUCUGCCAGGGAGGAGGCUUGAUCGAUUUCAUGAAUACUCGGUUGCAGAAUAGGUUGACUGAGCCGGAGAUCUUGAAAAUCUUCACAGACGUUGCAGAAGGGGUGGCAUGCAUGCACUACCUAAAUCCUCCAUUGAUGCAUCGAGACCUCAAGGUCGAGAACGUUCUCAUAUCCACAUCAGGUUCGUCCAGGAUAUACAAACUGUGCGAUUUUGGUUCUGCAGCACCCCCCAGGCCAGCCGCCACAACAGCGGCUGAAGGCCACCUGAUUGAAGAUGACAUCAGUCGUCAUACAACCCUUCAAUAUCGCAGCCCUGAGAUGAUCGACGUCUAUAGGAAACAGCCUAUUGACGAGAAAUCGGAUAUUUGGGCUCUGGGAGUCUUUUUAUACAAACUCUGCUACUAUACCACCCCGUUUGAAGAAGUUGGACAAAUGGCCAUUCUGAACGCCAGUUUCAAAUUUCCGGGCUACCCGCGUUUUUCGGACCAGCUGAAGCUGAUGAUUGCUUCCAUGCUUCGUGAACGGCCUUCUGACCGGCCAAACAUAUAUCAAGUUUUGCAGAAAGCAUGUCAGUUGGACGGUCGUGAAUUACCAAUCCACGACAUCUACUCACACCGGACUCAAUCGGAAAGUCGAAAAGACCAGGUUCUACCACAACCAUCAAGCUCUCAGUCCAGAGCUGGUGCCACGUUGUCCCCUCCUAAACAAGAAGUCGCUCCAAGCAUUCCGCAGAUUGAACCAAUGCGUCGAGGGCGGCCAACGAAACCGAUCUCCCAUCAUGGAUCUGCCAAACCCAGUCCUUCACCUCUACGAAUGAUGGACAGCGCGGAUCCUUUUACGGCGCUAGAUGGAAACAAAGCUUCGGUGGAGGAUGAACUAUCGUCACGAUUUCCCACUUUGGAUCAGUUCAGCCUGCUCACUGAUUCGGGCAAGAAAUUUUCCUUCGAGACUCAGACGGAAAGGAAACAAGAGAGCGUUGACCCUGCUUUGGCCCAACGUGUUACAAAUGCUCUGGCAGACGACGCUUUUGCUCGAGCGCCUAGUCCAAUCAAAUCAAAGCCGACCACGGAAAAGCCAGCCCCUGCUGUCAAAUCGCAAACUGUUUUGCAGCAUAAAAAAUCAUUCGAGAACAAGGAGGCCCAAGUCAGAGUUAGUGCUGUACCUGUUCCCGCCGCAAAACCAGCAAUGGUCUCCACUGGCACCAUGACGUCGCCCUCCCCUCCCUCUUCUAGUACCAAAACGUUUUCAGAGCGCCCAAUUCAUCGGUUCUCUCCAAAAGAUCAACCGCCAAGGUCGCCAAGUCUCAGUCGUCCUUCCAGUCAAGCUCGGGCACCUGAUACGAGCAAAAACGGUUCCAGACUCGCCGGUCUUCUGAGGGAAGACGCAAUUAGAUCGCAACUCGCAGGAGAUGUGGAACCCAGGUCACCAACUUCAUCACGACCGUCCUUGGAAGGUGGUCGUCCAACCAUGCGGGAACUUAACAACUCAGGCGUCAGCAGGUCGAGAUCGCUGAAUUUCAGAAAUCGUCCGGCCAGCGUCAACAUUGGAGCCAGACCGACCCAUAUUAAGGACAAGGAAAUUAAACGCAUGGACUAUGAUACCACUUUUACGAGCGCAGAGCCCGAGAUGCCACCUUUAACUCAUUCAGAAUCCGCCACAAACAUUGCAUCGAACGUUGACUUCCUCAAAGCUAAGGAGGAAGAAGAAAGAGAACGCAAGUCUCAUCACAGACGCUUGGGCAGUGGCUCGAGACAUGUAAAACGAUCCAGUCUACCAUCGAUCGGACUUGCUGGUACGACCAAGCUGUUAGCAGGCAAAUUUGGCGACGCCUUCAAGAUGUUUGAAAGCAAUGAUUCCAAUCACCACCGGCAACGGAGCGAUUCUCCCUCCAGGGACCCGAUCAAUAUUCUUACCCCGAUUGCCGGAUCGGAAGCUACGGAUUUGAGUGAUGACCGACAACCAUGGGAUGAGACUGACGAUUUAUCUCCGGAGAUGAAACGUGAACUGGAAAAAAAGAAGCUCGAGGCAGAAGAGAGAAGAGUGGCCAAUGCCGCGGCAGAAUAUCGGCAGAGACUAGCAGCAAGAGGCGGUGGUGCUGCAGGCGCCGGAGGAGCUGUUAAAGCGGCUUCCAUCCAGAACCGCGUGAACUCCCUACUCAGCGAGAACGCUCGGCCUGCUCAAAAGACAGCAACUGGUUACGGUCGGUUCACAGAAUCACCUAUCCCUGCCCGAGAGGAAAGAUUGGAUGAGAGACUAUCACAACCUUCCAGAGUGCUUUCCCCUCAGACAUCAACUAUUGGCGAAAGACACGGCGUACCAGAGGUUGUAUCAGCCCCGGCUUCUGCCGCUGACCUUACAGGAGUGGAUUCUCGAGGGCAGCGCCCUGUUGCUCCUCCUAAACCUAAGGUGUUACGCACAGCAAUGGGUGAUUCAGGACAUGCGCUAAAGAGUGAAGAGGCGCUUGUCGCAGAUACAGAUGAGGAUUGGGAAGCCAACUUCAGCAAGCGAUAUCCCAGUCUGGCUGGACUUGAAAUGGUUGAGACAUCAAUAGAUGGACCGAAAUCCACGACGACAGUGCGUAUGAAGGAAGUGUAA